CCGGAUUAUAUACUUUUUCCACAGGGACAUGCUCUCGCCACACUGCCACAUGAUGCCCAUGGAAUGGCCAGUAAAUGGCCUUCACUGGCAGGAUUUGCUAGUCGACUCUCCAGAGUGUGCUAUGCCAGACGAGGUCGCUCAGAUUGGGUUGGUGGUCGAAAUCGGUCGCCAACAGACGCUCUGGGCCCAGUUCGGAGUGAGAGCCCACUGCCGAGUCCCAGAGUGCAGUCUGAGGAAAGCCAUCACGGUCCUGAGGAAAGCCUCCGCCGCCUCUGCGUGGAGAGUAUCUUCUUUGUUGCUAGAUGAGCUGAGCAUGCGAAGUUGGCCACCAGACGUGGUGUUUUGGAGCUCUCUAGGAUCUGCCUACAGCGGUGCUGGAAAGUGGCAACUUGCGCUUUGGGCACUUUUGGAGGCACCGAGAGCUGCGCAUCUGGAGCCCAACGUGGUUUCAUACAGUUCUGCCAUGACCGCAUGUGAACGCGUAUCCUUGUGGGAAAUGGUCUUAAAUCUCCUAGUUGAAGCAGAACAGCUACCAGAAAAAGCAAAUGCGUUCUCCUACAGCUCUGCCAUUGUUGCCUGCGGGCAAGUAGAAUCAGGGUGGCAACGCGCCCUGGCUCUUUGGUCUCAAAUGAUAUCUGCUUCACAACCAUCUCCAAAUGUGGUUGCCUUCAAUGCAACCCUGACAGCCCUAGAGCGCGCAACUUGCUGGCAAUUGGCAUGUAGCCUGCUCGAGCAGUUUGAAGACCAGACCAGAUCCAACCUCCCCUUGACGCCAGAUGCUUUGAGCUACAGCGCUGUUGCUACUGCAUGUCCUUGGCCACUGGGUCUAUGGUGGCUAUUGAGGGCCAGAGAGAAGAGAGAACUCAAAGCUGGUCCCGGUCCAUGGAGCUGCCUAGCUCGAAAAAUGGGCCAUGACCGAGCCUGGCAAGAAGCGCUUCAGCUGCUGUCUGGUCCCAUCGAAGGAGACAGAUUGGGGGAAGUUUGGUGCAGCGUGAUGUGGGCAAUGGAGGUCUCUGGAUUCACUUCAGAGCCUCCAUUCCGAGUGCGACGUGACCGAGUGCACCAGUCCAAGGAGUUCUCCUUGUUGGAUUUCAUCGUGACGCGGGUCCCUCGCGGAGAUCUCUCUGCACUACUGGCGACAGUGAAGCGCUUUGCAGGUGAGAAGGAAUGGCUGAAGGUGGCUGGGGGGAGCAAGGCUCGCCUUCUACAGGCUGUUCUCCGACCAGGAGAUCGCAUUCUGGAGCUCGGAUGCUUCGUUGGAUUCUCAGCCUUGCUGAUGGUGCAAAGGCUCAGGAGACUUGGAGGCGGUGGCAAGGUUAUCACCUGUGAGGUUAAUGCAGUGAGUGCUUUUGUGGCUCGAGAACUGAUUCGAUGGGCUGGUGCUGAAGCAGAAAUUGAGGUCAGAGUCGGACUGGCAGGUGAUUGGAUUGCCACUGGUCAACUUGGUGUUCCCGAUGUGGUGAUUUUGGACCACCGUGGAGCUCGCUAUCAUGAGGACUUGUUGGCGCUGGAGCCGAUGCGAGAACACGCUCGAAUCAUUGCUGACAACGUGCUCAGCCCUGGAGCGCCUUUGUUCCUGAACUUCGUGGAUGAGCGCUAUGCCAUUGCUAUUCACGAGGUAGAUGAGUUUCUUCGUGCACGUGCAGAUUGGGACUUCUUCACAGACCCGUGCAGCCAGUGCCUGGUGAGUUCCUGGGCUUUGCAGCUGAAAUUGAUCGGUUGUGUUGGCGCAGCAGUCUGAAAGCCGGGCGAGUACAACGGCAAGAUUGGGUGGACCUGGAGGAGCAGCUGUCACCAGUGCUGCAUCAAUGGGCGUCAAAACGCGGCCUUUUGAGCUGGA
This is a messenger RNA of Durusdinium trenchii, 1840 nucleotides long. The record is from the annotation of a GenBank genome assembly. Lineage: Eukaryota; Dinophyceae; Suessiales; Symbiodiniaceae.